Molecule: messenger RNA, 1730 nt
Organism: Cynara cardunculus var. scolymus (artichoke)
Lineage: Eukaryota; Viridiplantae; Streptophyta; Magnoliopsida; Asterales; Asteraceae
Product: inactive beta-amylase 9-like
Exons: 3
Coding region: 76-1659 (527 amino acids)
Biological process (GO): polysaccharide catabolic process
Molecular function (GO): beta-amylase activity
Source: RefSeq, a predicted model, not a curated record
CCUUUCUUAAACCCUACAUUUCCUUUAUCCUAAACCAUUCCAUCCAAUUCACUACCAAAAUCCUUCUUUACCAACAUGGAAAUGUCGUUGAUCGUAAGUUCGCCGCCCAAGUUUACGAUCAGAAGAAGAGAUUUGCUUCACAAUAACAAGAAUCUGAUGAUCAUCUGUUCGUCUGCCUCCAAGUCACAGAUUGGUUUUGGUCAUAUUAUCAGAUGCCCUAAUCUUCCUCUUAGCGUAACUGCUCACUCUAAAACUGCUAUAUCCACCAAAGCUUCUGAUCGUAACACCAUAUCCAAUUCUAAAGAUGGUGUUAAAAUAUAUGUUGGAUUGCCAAUGGAUUCUGUGUCUGAUUGCAACGGAAUUAAGCAUUCAAGAGCAAUAGCAGCAGGACUUAAGGCUUUGAAGCUAUUAGGAGUUGAAGGUGUAGAGCUCCCAAUUUGGUGGGGAGUGGCAGAGAAGGAAGCUAUGGGAAAAUAUGAAUGGUCAGGCUACCUUACUCUUGUGGAGAUGAUUCAAAAAGUGGGUCUAAAGCUCCAUGUUUCUCUCUGCUUCCAUGGCUCCAAAGAGGAAAACAUUCCCCUCCCUAAAUGGGUUUCUGAAAUUGGGGCAUCUCAACCGGAUAUCUUCUUUACUGACCAUUCAGGGAAGCAUUAUGAAGACUGUCUAUCUUUUAGUGUUGAUGAUCUUCCUGUUUUUGAUGGCAAAACCACAAUGCAAGUGUACAAAGGAUUUGUUGAAAGCUUCAAGAACUCCUUCUCUCCAUUUAUGGGUUCCACAAUCACGGGCRUAACAAUUGGAAUGGGACCAGAUGGUGAGCUYCGGUAUCCAUCURACCAAGAUYACAGCAARAAUAGUGUUGGUCCAGGAGCAGGAGAAUUUCAGUGUUACGACCAAAACAUGAUGAGACAUCUCAAGCAGCAGGCCGAAAAUMUUGGGAACCCUCUUUGGGGACUUUCUGGUCCUCAUGAUGCACCAACUUACAACCAGCAGCCCAUCCUWAACACAUUCUUCAAAGAAGCAGGAUCAUGGGAGACUCCUUAUGGCGAUUUCUUUCUUUCAUGGUAUUCAUCCCAACUCAUAUCUCACGCUGACCGAAUCCUAUCAUUAGCCGCCUCAACUUUUAGCCAGACUCCAAUCGUGGUAUCUGGUAAACUGCCUCUUAUUCACUCGUGGUACAAAAGCCGAUCCCAUCCAGCAGAGGUAACUGCAGGAUUCUAUAACACAAUCAACAGAGACGGGUAUGAAGAAAUYGCCAAAAUUUUCUCAAAGAACUCGUGUAAAAUGAUCUUGCCAGGAAUGGAUCUUUUGGACGAACAACAGCCAACUGAGUCCUUUUCAAGUCCCGAACUACUACUUGCAGACGUUAGAACUGCUUGCAGAAACCAAGGUGUUGAGAUUUGUGGUCAAAACUUGAACAUUGCAGGCACCCCCAAGAGUCUUAAACAAAUUGAGAAGAAUUUGGCAGGUGGGAACGGAAUCAAUCUGUUUCUUUACCAGAGAAUGGGUGGGGAGUUCUUUUCGCCAAAAAACUUCCCUUUGUUUUCAGGUUUUGUUAGGAGUUUAAACCAAAUGGAACUGGAUUCAGAUGACUUGGCUGUAAAUGAGAGAGAAGCUGCUGUAUAUGUACCUGGAAAGAACCGAAAACUGCAAACUGUAUAGAGUUAUGAUGAUUAGAUGUUUUGCUGCAAUACUUGUACAUUGUUCUUAUGCAAAACCAUACUUGAGUAUAU